Molecule: messenger RNA, 382 nt
Organism: Leptidea sinapis
Lineage: Eukaryota; Metazoa; Arthropoda; Insecta; Lepidoptera; Pieridae
Exons: 2
Coding region: 1-360 (119 amino acids)
Source: RefSeq, a predicted model, not a curated record
AUGAAUUGUAUUAUUUGCGGUAUUGCUACUAACCGUAGCAAUGCAAUUGGAAAUAUGUUGCUGGAAGAUCAAGCAGUUCUUUCCAUAAUUAGAGAAUGGAAUCCUGAUCUCCAAACGUUUGUGCAUAAAAAUCCAUUAUGUACAACAGUCUUGAUUAAUGGAUCAAAGUGGAAAAAGAUCCAUCAAUGGAUCUUAGUGGACAAAGACGUUUUGCCAGACUAUAUUACGGCUAUUGAAACAGAGUCCAGAUGUUUUAUUGAGGGAUGUCAAGGGCAAGACCGUAAUUGGGUGCUUCUGUCUACUAGAAAGCUAAUGCUUCAAAACUAUAAUUAUUAUAGUCCCCACAACAACCGUCUCUGAGAUUAUUAUAAACAAAAUGAUU